AUGGGUCCUCAUCACUCGCUACCCGCACGCCCUCCGCCAUCGACCUAUUCAGCACCACCUCCGAGACCAAACAAUGCUGGCGCAAGAGGGCAGACCAACUCGCCCAUGUUUGCUGGCUUCACACCGCGCUCCGUAGUAGCUCACGCCCCUCCCCAAGUGUCUGCUGCACCGACACACUACCCACAAGCCACUGUGAGCGCUCCACAUCAAGCAACCGCUUACCCGACCAGCAAUGCUUACAACAACUACUCGUACCCAGGCUAUGCUUCAGCUGCGCCUGCCACAUCCUAUUCAGCUGCCCCGCCGAUGAACCGCGGCGUGACUGGCACCUAUGACCCAGAGGAGGAGGCUCGGAUGGCCGAGUGGAAUAGCGCAUAUAACACAGGGGACGCGAACGCGAAGAAAGGUACCAAUGCGAACAUUGGCGCUCGAUCCGAAGCUGCAGCACCUGCAGACGCCGAGACGGGACCCUCGGUGGAUGGCAAGCGCAAGACUGUCGUCCGCGAGGGGGGUGGAAAGCAGUGGGAAGACGAGACGCUGCUCGAGUGGAACCCCUUGCACCCACGACUGUUCAUUGGAAAUCUUGCUGGCGAGGUCACAGAUGAUUCCCUUCUCAAAGCUUUCGCCAAGUACCCAUCCCUGUCCAAGGCCCGCGUCGUUCGAGACAAGAAAUCAACCAAGAGCCGAAGCUACGGCUUUGUGAGCUUCUCCGACACCGACGAUUACUUCCGCGCCGCCAAGGAGAUGCAGGGCAAGUACAUUGGCAGCCAUCCCGUGCUGAUCAAGCGAGCGACGUCCGAGGUAAAGGCCGUGACGAAGCGAGACGACAAGCAUGGCAAGAACGGAAACCAGGGAAAGUUCAACAAAAAUAAGAAUAACAAAGACAACAAAGCUGGUGCUAAUAGCACCCCUGCCGUAGUUGCGUCUCCGGCCAUGUUCAUUCCCAGGGGUGUGCAGAAGAAGGGAAAGAUGAAUGGCCCGAGGGUGCUAGGUUGA
Cucurbitaria berberidis CBS 394.84 is the source of this 996-nucleotide messenger RNA. Its product is annotated as RNA-binding domain-containing protein. The transcript has 2 exons. The record is from RefSeq and is a predicted model, not a curated record. Gene Ontology annotation, molecular function: mRNA binding. Lineage: Eukaryota; Fungi; Ascomycota; Dothideomycetes; Pleosporales; Cucurbitariaceae. The coding region runs from base 1 to 996 and encodes 331 amino acids.